AUGUUGUUGAAUACAUCUUCAGAUGAGUGGCUAAGCAAGAUCAAUAGUUUAAAUAGCGCAGGAUUUCCCAUUCUGGGCCAAAGUACGACACCAAACACAGGAUGGGCUUACUCCGGGAGCAAUGGAGGUCAAUUGCAAGCACCACAACGUUACGAUACUGGGAGCCCUUCUAGCUUGUCCGGUAGCUCGACCAAAGACCGCAAGAAACGGAGAUAUAAGUCAGCAGCACUAAGAGCUGAGUCGAGUCUCACCCGCAGUCUGAACGCGUGUGUGCGGUGCAAGUUACAGCGCAUCAGGUGCACGCCUGAUCCGAACAACAUGGAGGGACCAUGCCUUCCAUGCACGCAAACAUUGCUGAGAAUAUCGAGGCUUCCAUGCCUUAGGUAUAGGAUCACCGACAGCAGCCUUUAUCGUACUGCCUUUCAUUACUAUCCAUUCUUCCGAGAGCAUCUCAUGAUUGGGCCUAGAUACGGCGACUUUCACAUUCAACGGAAUUGGACAUCGAAUCAUAUCAUCGUUCUUGACCUCGCACAAGACAGUAACGCUAUCCUCCGCUUGGCUGUGAGAAAGUUUGUGCCCAGCCCUGAAGAUCUUACUUCAGAUGACACACGUGGAAACAAGAUGUACAGCAUCCCUUGGGCAAUCGCAGAUGCGGAGCAGGCAACAAAAGCUGUGAACUCUUAUCUUGACGGGUGUAUUGGUCAUUAUCUUGACGCCAUUCUGGACGAUUCUAAUCCUUUGGUAUGGGAUAUUUUCCACUGCGCUCUCAGGUUGUCACUCGUUUCUCACCCUGUAAGUUGCCGACCUAUUGGACUCUUACCUCAAGUGAUUCGUCUCUGGGUCGCAUGCCGAUUCCUAGAGGGCCGUUGGCGAUGUGUAGGGCAACAUUCUUUGGGUGCAGAGCGUCUCUCGCAUUGGUAUAGUACGGAGCCGAUUACCCAAGUACCGCCAUUCGUCAACUACCAGAUGGCUGCGAUAUUCACCGAAAGAAUCCUACAACCACUGCGCAAAACAGUUUUGAAGCAACUCCAGGAGUUGAUGCUGGCCAACGAGAAAAAGAACUGGUUCACCAUUGCCCUGAGCGUGUUCAUACUACUCCAUAAUUAUGAACUACAAUGCCGGUUUCACAGUGCCUUCGCCAGAAGGCGUGGCUUUCCGGUGCGCUUUGUCGAGAUGCCGGUUAUCAACGCUAUCCAUUCUGGCGCCAAAACCAUCCUCGCCUAUUUCCACUAUGCCUGUAAAGGCCAGCGACCAUUUUCUCUGGAUCAUGACUGGGAUACGGACGAGGCAAAGAAGAUGGCCCACCUUGACAACGAGCAGGUUAGCUUUUUAAAGAAAUACCAGCAUCAUAUACACAACAACGGUAGGAAGCCUGACGCAACUUCUGAAGAGCCACAGGUACGAACUGUCAGCUACACCCAUGACUACGAGGAAAAAUACUGGUUCGUGGGACAAAUGUUCGAUGUAAAUUGGGUACCUAGAGAAACGAAGGAAGAUUUGCUGCCAGCUUAG
Emericellopsis atlantica is the source of this 1512-nucleotide messenger RNA. RefSeq lists its product as uncharacterized. The record is from RefSeq and is a predicted model, not a curated record. Gene Ontology annotation, molecular function: DNA-binding transcription factor activity, RNA polymerase II-specific; zinc ion binding. Lineage: Eukaryota; Fungi; Ascomycota; Sordariomycetes; Hypocreales; Bionectriaceae. The coding region runs from base 1 to 1512 and encodes 503 amino acids. The transcript is spliced from 5 exons. Gene Ontology annotation, biological process: regulation of DNA-templated transcription.